AUGGCUCGCUCGGCGCCGAAAAGAAAGAAUCCAUCAGAUGUUGAGGUGUCUGAUGACGAAUUUGACGGCCAUCUCGAGGGCGUCUUGUCCCAGAGCGAAGACGAAGACGGCGACUUCGAGUCGGAUGGUGAACCAGAACUCGACGAUGGAUCGAGCGACGAUCUGCCCGAGGACCCCGACGAGGAGGAUGAUGACGACGAAGACCCCAAGGAGAAUGGCGAGGAUAACAAUGAGCGGCCGUGCAGAGUUGUGACAGAUGCAAACGGCGGCGUGCGCUACGAGUACGAAGAGAUUGACCCCGUCUAUGAUAGCGACGACAGUGAUGCACAAGGCCCUGUCAACACGAUUGGCAAUAUUCCGCUGUCUUUUUACGACUCCUACCCUCAUAUCGGAUAUGACAUCAAUGGCAAGAAAAUCCAGCGCCCUGCGACCGGCGAGGCACUGGAUGCCCUUCUCGACAGCAUCGAGCUGCCCAAGGGCUGGACUGGCCUGACGGACCCGGAAACUGGCAAGCCUCUGAACCUGAGCCAGGACGAGCUCGAGCUCCUCCGGAAGCUGCAGAUGAACGAGGUGCCAGAGGAAGGAUACGAUCCUUAUCCGGACAUGGUGCCUUACUUUACCAGCAUCGAGGAAAAGAUGCCGUUGAGCGCGGCACCAGAACCUAAGAGACGAUUCGUCCCAUCCAAGCACGAGGCCAAGCGUGUCGCCCAGCUGGUGCGUGCCAUCAAGGAGGGCAAGAUUCUGCCCUACAGGCCCCCGGAGGAAAAGGACAGCGCCGAGGAGGAGGCGGAGACCUACUACGACAUCUGGGCCAACGAGGAGCCCCAGGACAGAGGCGUCAUGCACAUUCCGGCGCCCAAGCUGGCACCGCCCGGAUACGACCUCAGCUACAACCCGCCGCCCGAGUACCUGCCGAACAGCGACGAGAAGCGCGCCUGGGAGGAUCAGGACCCGGAGGAGAGAGAAAAGGAAUACCUGCCCCAAAAGUACGACGCCCUCCGACGUGUACCUGGAUACGGCGAGUUUGUCAAGGAGCGAUUCGAACGCUGCCUGGAUCUCUACCUGGCGCCCCGCGUCCGCAAGAACAGACUCAACAUCGACCCCAGCUCCCUGCUGCCCAAGCUGCCUCGCCCCGAGGAGCUCAAGCCUUUCCCUUCGCUGUGCCAGACCAUCUUCCGAGGCCACGACGGCCGCGUGCGUACUGUGGCUUUCAGCCCCGACGGCGAUUGGAUUGCCUCUGGUGGCGAUGACGGUACAGUCCGCGUCUGGGCCCUAAACGGCCACCAGGAAUGGUCUGCCAAGCUGAGCUCCGAAGAGCCCGUCCAGGUCGUCCGAUGGCGCCCGGUCAAGGACACCUUUAUCCUCGCCGCAGCUGCGGGCGAGGACCUGUUCCUUGCCUGCCCGCCGCUGGCCAGCGAUGCUGUCGAAAAGGCCAGCCGAGAUGUGCUGGACGCUGGUUUUGGCUACGCCGCUGGCGGCUCCCACCAAAACUCUGCCGCCGUCAAGAAGGAGGGACCGGCCAAGUGGGCGCGACCCGGAUCGAAGCUGGAGAGUGUCGGUGUUCUGCUCAAGGCCACAGUGCGCUCCGUGAUCAAGACCAUCGACUGGCACAGACGCGGCGAUUUCCUGUGCACCGUCUCCCCGACCGGGCAGCGCAGCUCCGUCGCCAUCCACACCCUAUCCAAGCACCUCAGCCAAAUCCCUUUCCGUCGCCUGCCCGGCCUGGCGCAGACGGCCCAUUUCCAUCCUUCGCGCCCUCUGUUUUUCGUGGCCACGCAGCGCAUGAUUCGCUGCUACGACCUGCAGAGACAGGAGCUCGUCAAGGUGGUGCAACCUGGGGCGCGCUGGAUCUCGUCUUUCGAUAUCCACCCGGGCGGCGACAACUUGAUUGUUGGUUCUUACGACCGCCGUCUGCUGUGGCAUGAUAUGGACCUCUCUAGUAGGCCGUACAAGACGAUGCGAUUCCACGCCGAGGCCAUCCGUGCCGUCAAGUAUCACCGCUCGCUGCCUCUCUUUGCUGAUGCCAGCGACGACGGCUCUCUGCAAAUCUUCCACGGCAAAGUGGUGAGCGACCUCAUGGAGAACGCCACGAUUGUUCCAGUCAAGAUGCUCAAGGGCCACCGCGUCGUCAGCAAGCUCGGUGUCAUGGACGUCGACUGGCAUCCCAAGCACCCUUGGUGCAUCAGCGCCGGCGCCGACGGUACCUGUAGACUAUGGGCGUAA
Molecule: messenger RNA, 2223 nt
Organism: Akanthomyces muscarius
Lineage: Eukaryota; Fungi; Ascomycota; Sordariomycetes; Hypocreales; Cordycipitaceae
Exons: 2
Coding region: 1-2223 (740 amino acids)
Biological process (GO): maturation of LSU-rRNA from tricistronic rRNA transcript (SSU-rRNA, 5.8S rRNA, LSU-rRNA); ribosome biogenesis
Cellular component (GO): preribosome, large subunit precursor; PeBoW complex
Molecular function (GO): protein binding; ribonucleoprotein complex binding
Source: RefSeq, a predicted model, not a curated record